GGUGCCUGUACACAGCCUAUUGUUAGUUGGUGCUGUUGGGGUGUCCCUGAGCAUGUUCUUCAUCCCUGUUUGCGGCAACCUGGCCUCGCUCAUCAUAGUUCUCAUCAUCAUGGGCUGGUGUAUGGGAUGUCUGGACUGUCUGGCCAACCUACAGAUCAUUCAGAUGUUUGGCAAAAACGUGGGGCCUUUUCUACAGGCCAUACAUUGCUCCUAUGGUAUCGGUGCUUUCAUCAGCCCGAUGAUUGCAUCAGCGUUUCUGCUGAACAGAGACUGCACGCCUUACAUCGACGGCUUCACCAUCGAGACCCCUACAUACGAAACCAGUUCCUAUAAUGAUUCUAGCGAACACCUGACAAUGAUGACACUACAUAUUCCACCACAGCCUCAACGCGUGUUCAGAUACCGUCACAUGAGCAAACUUCCCAAAGCUUUCUACAUUCUUGGCGGCUUGCAGCUUGCCAUUGCCGCCCUUGUUGCCUACGUGAUAUUCCAAGAGAAGCUCGGAAAGCUGAAGCCUCGAUAUGUAACAACAGAUCACCAUGACAGCAGUCACGCGUUGCCAAGUUCUAAAG
Molecule: messenger RNA, 572 nt
Organism: Candidula unifasciata
Lineage: Eukaryota; Metazoa; Mollusca; Gastropoda; Stylommatophora; Geomitridae
Source: the annotation of a GenBank genome assembly